UCUUUAUGAAUGUCUAAUUUUGAAGUCAAAUGUUGCUCUGGGACUCUUAAACAGUUAACUAAUAUUUGUAUUGCAGCUGGAGCAGAUGAUUCACUGAGGAUGCAAAGGAAUCAUUUAUUAAGUUUUUAUGCCCCCGGUAGGGUGGAAUAUAGCAGUUUAACUCUCCGUAAGUCAGUCUGUCCGUCCAUCCAAAAACUUCAACAUUGCCCAUAACUUUUGCAAUAUUGAAGAUAGCAACAUGAUAUUUGGCAUGCAUGUGUAUCUCAUGGAGCUGCACACUUUGAGUGGUGAAAGAUAAAGGUCAUCAUUCAAGGUCAAAGGUCAAAUAUAUGGAAUCUGUCCGAAAACAUUGGUCAUAGCUUUUGCAACAUUGAAGAUAGCAACUUGAUAAGGUCAAAGGUCAAAUAUAUGGCUUCAAAGCAGCGCAUAUUGGGGCAUUGUGUUUCUGACAAAUACAUCUCUUGUUAAAGUAUACAUGUAAUUGAGUUUCAUUUUAUGUUUUAUUAUGUUUGUCAUACAAGAUAUCAAUUUUUGUCCUACAUUACAAGUAUAAGUUGAAUUUGACUGUUUUUAAAUGCGCACACAUAAUGCUUAUGGAUUAUUUUAUUGAUUUCAUUUGUGUCAUUCGUCAUGCAGUAAUUGUUAUAUCUUGCCCAUUCUUCUGUUAUCUGAAUAUGAAUAUUUAAUACACUUGAAACUAAUUCUGUUGAAAAUUAAAUAUUUUCAUUUUUUAGCAGUUUAAUCAAUGUUGAAUAUCUAUAGGGAGGAUAUACAGUGGUUUUAAAUAUUAGUAAGUUAUUUCACUGAUACCUACUGUUUUGUAAAUUAAGGGUGUUUCAAACAUAUUGUUCAGUAUGUUUAUUAUCUAAUUUGCGCCUUGUACUAAAUGCAAAUGUAAUUAUCAUGUGUUUUGCAUGAACAAUUUGAGUUACUUCCCAUUAAUCAGCAAUACUUCGACAGUUCGCGAGUUUUCUCCCUUUCAUCAAUGGUUAAUCAACAAUACUUUGACAGUUCACGAGUUUUCUCCCUUUCAUCAAUGGUUAAUCACAGCAAAACUUCGACUGUUCCUCAGUUGACUCCCUUUUAUCGAAGCUGUUGUUGAUUUUUUGCGGAUCGAAGGAAACUGUGGCGCAUAUCGGGGCAAUGUUAUCAACAAAUGACCUGGUCUUGAACUGUCCAAUCUGCUCGAUUCGAACACAACAUGCCAAUAGAAGAUUCUUUUUUCAGGGGAAAUUCGUUUGUACAUACCGAAAUAUUAAGAAUAAAUGACAUUAUUCGACUUGUCAUUUGAAAGAGCGGGUUCUAACACAAUAUUAAUUCAUCUAAGUCGCUGCUACCUUGUUCGUUUGAUACUAUUUAACAGAUUUGGAACAAUGGAUAAGUUUUAGUUACGAAGGUGAUCGUUUCGAGUAUUUGAUACUUUGACAUAAAAAAUAUUUCUGAGUUUUUAGCAAUUAUUUUAAAAUGUUUAAAACUGAUUCGUUCUAUUUGUUUUGUUUAUUAUUUGAAUUGACUUGGGGUUUAAUUAUCCGGCUAUACAACUGCUAACGAAAUGCACGAAUCUUGUUCAGUGACAAAGUUAAGAGCCUCUCAAAUUCCAUCCUGUUACAUUGUUUUUUUAUGGUCAACCCCCAAAUCGUUAUAAAACACGUACGGGGGAUGUCGUUAAGGGGGCGAGUCGUUACAUUACCAAAUCCUAAGAAUAUGUGACUCAAAUUUUGAAUAGGAAAAUCAAGUUAUGAGGCGAGUCGUUACAUUACCAAAUCCUUAGAAUAUGUGGCUCAAAUUUUUAAUAGGAAAAUCAAUACGAGUUUGAUAAUGGCUGUCCACAGCAUUCCAUUAGAACAUUGUGGUAGAGCCCGUAAACAUUUUAUAAUCCGAUAUUCAACAUACCUGUACAGGCUGUAGAGUGGUCUGCGGGGUCGUUAGUAUGGACCAAGUCCUUUUUUAGCCCUCCGUCAUGCGGACUUCUUAUAUUACAGUUUUGUGUGUGUCCCACGUGUACAUGGUAUAAUAUGGUGACUGAUUAAGUGUGUAUUUAGUAUAGUUUACUGUUAAUGUGUUAAAACAGCACCCUUUUCAUUUAGUACUCAAACAUUUUUCCUUUCAAGUGUUUAUUCAAGCGUUCUUUGAAACUAUACGGGGUUUCCGCAUCGACAAUAUUGACUGGUCCUCUUCUUUAUACGCCGUAACUUAACGUUUAUCUUUCAGCCAACUUGUAACAGGCUGACAUCCAACCUACAAAGAUUUUCUUAUCCAUCAAAUGCCGAUUGUAUACGCCAGAAAAAGCAACCUUUUGCACUCCGGUUCCAAAAUGCGGUUUGCACUCUAUUCGUUGGGUCAUAGUGACCCAGUGCAAUCGAUUUUUGUUUACAAAAAUAAUGAUGUGAAAUACGGAGAUGUACUUUAUAACGGUUAAUGCUUUAAAUAAUCAUCGAUAUUUUUAAGAUUAUUUUAAAAACGUUAAGAUAUAUAUUAUGUUGAAAUAUGUGUUGCAUAACCAAGUUACGGAAAAUUAACGUACGUUGCGCACCACAUUAAUGAAACAGACUUUAGUUGAAUUAUUAACCGCCGUAUAACACCGAUAACUGAAAAUGUCAUAUGCUUACGCAAUGCAAAUAGUCCUAACAAAACGGUCGAUUGUUAAGUCUGAACAGACGCAGGUCAUGCCACGGUCGCGGUUUAUCUGUCGGUCAAAUGAGGUUAUAAGUAGAUAUAAACGUCACGGGUUAGUCUACAAUGACCAGUAGACACUGACCGUUUCAUGAACCUUCCUAUAGACUAUUUCUAUAAAUGAAAAGCGAAUACGACCACCGUGACCUUAGCCGAACAAAAACAUAUGUUCUUGUUUUUCGAUAUAUCGCAAUUUAUAUCACUGCUUACAUACUUACAUACUUUUAUCUCGUGUCUGUUUAUGAUCUGUUCGUUACGAUUAACAAUAUCACCGUAUUUUCUCAGUGUUUUCUAACCCGGAGCGAUCUGGAGUUCGCUUAGGUCAGUUUGACCUAUCGAAGCCUAUAUAUCUACACUAGUGAACGUGAUAUACUAGUAACCUUGUUGUUUAAGAAUUACGGACGGUGGAUCACAGCUCAUAAUAAUGUGUUGUUGUUUUUUUCAAAAGAUAAAACACAAUAUAGUGCGAAGUGUAUUUAACAACACUGUCUUUGUCUUGGGACUGCUUACGAUGUUUACUAAAGUAUAGAUUCGAGAGAGGAAAUACGAACGAUAAGAGAAAUGAUCUGGACUGUCAAAUGUGUAUUUAUUGCGCAAUAAAGUCGGAUACUAUAUCACAAGACGAAUCGUAUGCUGUGGAUACAAUAACAAUUGGAGCAAUGCCGCCACCGAAGAAACCGAAGAUGGGUCGGACGUCCUUAGAACAGUUUCUUUCAGACGAAGAACGCUAUAAUCCUGGGGCUUCGAGUCGCGACUCCCGGGACUCCGAGGGAAACAGUCCAGCUGCCACCAUCGAGGACGGAUCGGAUGGGGAAGUCUUUAUGUCUAGCAGUGAUGCAGACAAGACUCCGACUGAAACGUUCCCAUCAUGCAAUACGGACGCGCGCGCGGAACUGUUCCACAAAUUGUUGCUGAAAUCGAGAGCGCUUUCUGAAGAGCACAGAGAAACGCUUAAGAGUCCGCCGCUCGAUGAGCCAUCGCCGACAACGUCGCCGUCGGGUGAUGGUGAAAAGGUCGGCGCUUUCAGAAAAUACCAAGAUCAUAUUCGCUUGCAGAUAGAAAAGCGGCGUCAGCUUGAGGUGAAACUCGAGUGCAGGUCGCCGGACACAGAGAAAGACGCUCCGAUGGAGCCGUUAUAUGAGCAGGACAUGAGUUACAAGACGAGCGCCGCACUGCAGGACAUGAGUUACAAGACGAGCGCCGCACCGCAACAAAGGCUUACGACGGAGCAAGGACGCCUGAUAGACACUUUGGUUGCCUCGGCGCUGGCUACUAGCGCCGCGCAAUCCAUAAUUUACGGAGGCGGAAUGAACGGCACAGCAAACCGCGGACACUCUAACGGAUAUGCGCAUGGUCAAAACUUGUCAUUUAGCACGUGUACAAUGAAAAACUAUGAAAACGAACCUCAUGAUCUGUCCAAAAGAUCAGAUGUUACAAAUGGUCAUUUAUUUGGACAACGGUUUUACGACCGUUCUAAUGACCACGGACGAUUAGCGCAUGUUUACAGAGAGUGGGCAUUAAGACAAAACAAGGAGAACGCGCUGGAACGUUCUAAACAAUAUCUGGACUCGCACCGCCGUAUCGCCGACUUGUUGUCCGUACGGACCGGGGAGAAUGAGCGCGAGGAAAAACAGUCGGACAAGGAAAACGUUGUUACCGCGGUCCCGGCGCGAUAUCCGAAUGCGCUGUAUUCCACCAUCGGCAUCAAUGGUAUCCUGAGUAACUACAGAUACGACACCCAUCAACGAGAAGGCUUAGACAGGGUGAAUGGUAAAAUGGAGGAGAACCCAUGCAUGAUGUCGCCCGCCGCUGGCUACAUGCCCAGUCACUCUAUGAUGCCCCCUGGUCAGCCCGUAGCCCAGAGCCCGACCUCCACCACCAUGGACAACAUGGACCGGUUCCACCCGGCCCUGCUCAGUCCGCACUUCUUGGCUGACUCGCGCCGCAUGAAGCUGGAGUCCUCACCAGGAGGCGGAGUCAACAAGCUUUGUCAGGUGUGCAGCGACAAUGCGUCCGGCUUCCAUUAUGGGGUCUGGUCCUGUGAGGGCUGCAAGGCCUUCUUCAAACGGAGCAUUCAAGGCCCUGUGGAUUACGUGUGUCCAGCAACUAACACAUGCACCAUCGACAAACAUCGGCGAAAAAGCUGCCAGGCGUGUCGACUUCGCAAGUGCUAUGAAGUGGGAAUGAACAAGGGUAGUCAAAGAAAGGAGAGAAAGUCCACUUUAGCUGGUCAGAACAAAUCUCCUAAGCGUUCAAGAUCUGACUCGGGCGAGAAUCCCUUAGGUCAAGGAUCUGUCGACUCUGCACCCACUCCUGCCAAGAAUUCUCGCAAGUCUCGAACAUCGCUGAUCCUGGAGGCUCUUGGGAAGGCAGAGAUGCCGCGUCUUGAGAGCUUUCACAACCACAAUCUGCCUCCAACCAAGGCCCACCUUUUGACCUCAUUCGUGAAUCUUGCGGAGAAGGAACUUGUUAACCUCAUUAACUGGGCAAAAAAUGUCCCAGGCUACUCAGAGCUCAGUCUGGGGGAUCAAGUUCAUCUCAUAGAGUGCUGCUGGAUGGAACUGUUGUUUCUCAACAUUGUGUUCCGGUCUCUAGAACAUGGUGGGCGACGUCUCGUUAUUGCACCAGAUCUCGUGCUGGAAAGGCCCUACUGGUCGAUCAUGGGGAUGUCGGAAGUGUUUGAGCAGUUGGUUGCCGUCUCAGAGCAACUAGUGCAAUACAGCCUCCACAAAGAAGAGCACCUGUUGCUACAGGCAACCAUUCUGGCAAAUGCUGAGGUGCGCAAACUCUCAAGUUACUCAAAACUGUACGAAAUCAGACAGAACAUUCUGGACGGCAUUGUGGAUAUCGCUCAGAAGUACCACCCGGACAAUUUACGUCAUGUGCCCUCUUUGCUGCUCCUUCUUACGCAUAUACGUCAGGCGUCCGAGCGGGCAGUCGUGUACUUUCAGUCAAUCAAGCGUGACGGGGUCGUGACUUUCUGUGCUCUCCUCUCUGAAAUGCUGGAUGCUCAAAGCGAUGAAAAGAACAACAAACAUCAAAACUGUGCAUAAAUUUGUGUAGUGGAUUUGGACUCAAAUUGUCAUUAAAAAUCAGUCGACUGAUCAGCAUGUUUCGUGCAACGAAGAUCUAGUUGCCUUGUGCAUAGUCUGUUAGAAAUGUUGUAAUUAGCACUUUAAUCAAAAUAACGAUUUAAAUAGCAUUCUAUGAUAAAAAGUCAAGGGCAUUUAUGUUGUCAAGAACUCUGCAUAGUUUAUUGGGCAAUUGUUCGGCUGGUUGGGUUUUAUACAUGUAUUUCUCUGAUAUAUGCUUGGUUGGGACCUUUUUUUGCGUAGACUCUGGGUUUUCCUCUGCUGAGUAGUUAUUUUGUUGUUCAUAAUUUGUUCAUUUUUUUUUUCCAUUAGUUAUUUUGUUGUUCAUAAUUUGUUCAUUUUUUUUUUCCAUAUUAUCGCUUUAAAAAAAAUUAUUAUUAUCAGUAUUAGAUUUUCCAUUAGAUCAUGGAAUAACACUUUAUAUUGAAAACAAUAUUAUAAAAUUACAUAGAUAUACUCAUGAUGUGAACUGAUAGAAUUUUUGGUUGUUUUUAUCAGACAAAGUUUCUGAAUUUCUAACAUAGGAAAAUGAUGAAGCAUUCGUUCAUUCAAUUUAUCAAUUGUCCAGCUUUUAAUUGCAUUUUAUAUUUUAAUAUAAAUGGUUUUUGAUAUAUUUUAUUUGUUACAGAUUUUAAGGUUUUUAUGAUUUUAAACGAUUUAAAAGACAUUUUUAUAGAUAAACAAAUUUAUGAAGUACAUUGUAUUUUAAAGUGUUAAUGAUGUUAUGAAAUUUUGUAAUGUUUGCUUUAGAGAUUUCAUGAUUUUAAGCAAUUUUAUAGACAUAUAUUUUUUUAGAUAUACACGAAUUGUACUGUAAUUUGAUCUUCUAUAAGGCUUAAAUUUGUUGUCUGAGUUGCAACAAAUAUAUUCUAUAAGAACAAUACAAACAUAAUGAAAGAUCUUUCUGAUAGGCCUUAAUUAUUAAUUAUCUUGCAGUGUUCUGUGUUCAAAAACUUUGCUUGAACUUAUAAAGUUAUAGUUUCACCCAGGUAACAAGUAGAUAUAAUAUUAGAAAGUAUCUUAUUUUUUACCUUGGCCAGUAUUGGUUAUUAAUGAUAUUCUCAUCUGGAGGCUACAUAUUCCAUCUUGUUAUUAAAUUAUUUUGUUAACUUGUGUUCAAACAUGCCAUGGGAAUGUUUUAUUAAUUUUAUUAGGUUUGUUUGCUGUCCCUGAAUAUUUCAGAAAUAAAAACUAUAAGUUUGCAACCUUGCUUGUUGGUCAAGUAACUGCAUUUAUUUGGAUUUUUAUUAAGUAAAUAAAUAUAUAUUUUAAUGAAAAGUUUUCAUGAUAUUUAAAUUGUAUCGCUUGAAAAGAUGGACAUACAAAUCAUCAUGGUUCCCAAUCCUUUAUAUAUUUUUAUUUAUGUAUUAUUUGAACAUUAUAAUUGCCACUGUAAAUGUUGAGUUACACUAAAGUGUUCUUAAUUUGUUGAGUAUUACCUUUUGUUUACAUUAUUUAAUAUUAACUAGUAAAUGUGCUAUCACAAAGAAGUUAGUCAGACUAGGGCCCCAGUGCAAAACUUUGGAGACAUCCCUUAUUUAUUAAAUAAUUAAAUUUAAUGUAUACUUGUUAGUUGACCCUCACAAUGAAUGAAUGCUUAUUGAAUCGGUUGUAUACCGUUCUUAAAAUGUUUAAGGACAUCUUCUUGAUGCAUUCUCACAAGUCCAUUUUCUGGGCUUACACUUAUUUAUAGACCCUUUCAAGUCUUACUUACUAGAUUUUACUGUUAAUUUAUUAUUAGUUGACUGCCUGAAGCAGAUUAUUUGGAUGCUUAAUUGAUUGUCCACUGGCCUAAGGCUGUUGUACAUUUCUUGAUGCAUACUGGUUAGGAAACCCUUUUGUUGCAUUCUGAUGUUUUGACUUUAUUGAUGCAUACUUGUUAGAUGUCCCUCCUGAUGAAUACAUGUUAUUGAUCUUGUUGCUGUAUAUUUCUUGGUGCAUGCCCAUUAUUUUGACCCUCCUGAUGUACAAUACGGAUACAUAUUAGUAGACUCUGUUGUUGUUGUAUACUUGUUAGUCAGCCCUCUCGAUUAGCAAGUGUAGCAAGAAGUGCUAUGUUAGAUUGGGUUUUAAAGUUUGAUAUUUAUAUUAGAAGGCAUACAUAUUUAAGUUAUAUGUCCACAGUUAUGUUGAUGUCAUUAUGACUUAGAUAUAUGUAGCUAUAUAUACGUGUAACGUGUACAUAUAUACAUCUUUUGAUGUUUGAUUGUGAGUCAUUGAUUCAAAUGGCAUAUAUUGUGCAUCAAUUUUGUUCAUUUAAUACAUAUUGAAUGUAUUGAUUGUUUGUUACAUAUGGUCAUAACUGACUUAAGUGGUCAAAAAAUAAAAAAUGAAUGAGAACAAUC
Dreissena polymorpha is the source of this 8110-nucleotide messenger RNA. Its product is annotated as estrogen receptor gamma-like. Gene Ontology annotation, molecular function: DNA-binding transcription factor activity; zinc ion binding; sequence-specific DNA binding. The transcript has 10 exons. The coding region runs from base 3252 to 5726 and encodes 824 amino acids. Lineage: Eukaryota; Metazoa; Mollusca; Bivalvia; Myida; Dreissenidae. Gene Ontology annotation, biological process: regulation of DNA-templated transcription. The record is from RefSeq and is a predicted model, not a curated record.